GGUGGGAACACAAGAAGUAGCUGGUGUGCACCUGUCAGACUGGGUGCAGUUCUUCAGCCCAACAUUCCCUUCUGCUGGCUCAGAGGAGACUGUUGAGCCUUACACCACUGAGAAGCUCAGUCGGAUUCCUGGGGGCUACGUGCCUCUGACAGAACCCUGUCAGUUAAUGACAGUGGACUUCAAUGAUCUGCAGGAGCUGAAAAGCCUUGCAGCUAGAAAGCCCUGGAAGCUCAGCCUGCCAGUCACUGAAGGAGGAACUCUGGAUGCUGUUGUGGUGUGGUUUGUACUACAGCUUGAUGAUGAACAUGCUCUCUCCACCAGCCCUAGUGAGGAAACCUGCUGGGAACAGGCAGUCUACCCUGUGCAGGGCCUUCUUGAGUAUUCUGUGAAGACUGGGGACACAGUGACAAUGGAGGUGUGCUGCCAAGACUGCUACUUGAAGAUCCAGAAGAUUUCCUCCUUGAGCUCAGAGUGUCAGAUGGACUUUGGGGACAGAGACGAGGCCCUGGGCCACGAGGCCGAACUGUGCAACGCCCUGGCUGGGCUGCAGACAAGCAGCAAAGGGGAGGGCAAGGGCCAAGCCUGCGUGUUGGAAUCCACAGAAAUAGCCCUGCUAAACAACACAGCCUACCACGAGUGCUUCAAAGCUGCCAUGGGCAGAGUCCUGCUGGCACUGAACCCAAGCAAGGACCUGCAGUCCAUGGAUAUCGACGGACCUGGCGGUGGGACGAGCCUCCAGGAGGGGCAGGAUAAGAGCUCUCUAGAUGAGACUCCUGAUCCUUUGUACAUUUUAGAUGUGUCUGAGGGGUUCUCCAUCCUGCCAGUGAUUGCUGGUAAACUUGGACCAGUGAGAGCCUACAGCUCUGUUGAGAAAGAACAGCAGCAGGCAGCACUGGGUGUCCUGUCAGAAGCCAACCACUUCCCCAAGGAGACUUUAGAGUUCUGGCUCAGCCACUUGGAAGAUGAAAACGUGGUGCUACAGAGACCCAAGUCAGACAAGUUGUGGAGCAUCAUUAUCCUGGAUGUUAUAGAGACUUCAGGUUUGAUCCAGCAGGAGGUGAUGGAAAAGGCUGCAAUAUCCAGAUGUUUACUUCACAGUGGGGGGAAGAUUUUCCCCCAGUACGUGCUGGUGUACGGGAUGCUGGUGGAGUCGGAGUCGCUGCUGCUGGAGAGUGCUGUGCAGGGAACAGAGCCAACCCUGGGCUUCCACAUAGCCCCUUUUAUCAACCAGUUCAAGGUUCCUGUCCGGGUGUACCUGGAUCUCUCUGCACUGCCCUGCCUGCCCCUGAGCCAGCCAGCAGAGCUGUUGAGGCUGGACCUCAUGGAGCCUCUGCUGAACACCUCCAGCAGGGAAGUGAAGGUGCAGAUUUGUAAGUCUGGUCGAGUCACUGCCAUUCCCUUCUGGUAUCACAUCCAUCUGGAUGAGGACCACAGCUUGGACACGUCUGACGAGUCCUCCCACUGGAAACAGGCUGCAGUGGUCCUGGAUGAGCCCAUCCACGUUCAGGCUGGGGAUGAACUCCUGCUGGAUGUCCAGCACCACAAGAGCAACAUCAGCAUUACAGUGAAACGGUGA
Molecule: messenger RNA, 1576 nt
Organism: Merops nubicus (carmine bee-eater)
Lineage: Eukaryota; Metazoa; Chordata; Aves; Coraciiformes; Meropidae
Gene: PRMT9
Product: protein arginine methyltransferase 9
Exons: 6
Biological process (GO): peptidyl-arginine methylation
Molecular function (GO): protein-arginine omega-N monomethyltransferase activity
Source: RefSeq, a predicted model, not a curated record